Molecule: messenger RNA, 345 nt
Organism: Ipomoea triloba (trilobed morning glory)
Lineage: Eukaryota; Viridiplantae; Streptophyta; Magnoliopsida; Solanales; Convolvulaceae
Exons: 1
Coding region: 1-345 (114 amino acids)
Source: RefSeq, a predicted model, not a curated record
AUGGCUGAUUGCAAGCCACUGUCUACUCCGGCAGCCAUCUCACAAUCCGCUACGCCGUCUUCUGACUUGUUUGAUAAUCCGACUCAGUAUCGCCGUAUUGUUGGGGCUCUUCAGUAUCUAACAAUCACUCGCCCUGAUCUUUCAUAUGCAGUUAAUAGACUCUGUCAGUUCACGCAUUCUCCCACGGUAGAUCACUGGGGUCUGUUGAAACGGGUUCUUCGUUAUGUUAAAGGGACUCAGGAUCAUGCGCUGCGUAUUUCUACUUCGGCGUCUACUGAAAUACAUGCUUACUCUGACUCUGAUUGGGCCGGUUGUCCGAUUGACAGAAAAUCCACCAGUGGCUAG